Messenger RNA from Cheilinus undulatus (humphead wrasse), 1446 nucleotides. RefSeq names its product metalloreductase STEAP4-like. The transcript is spliced from 10 exons. Gene Ontology annotation, cellular component: endosome; plasma membrane. Lineage: Eukaryota; Metazoa; Chordata; Actinopteri; Labriformes; Labridae. Gene Ontology annotation, biological process: copper ion import. Gene Ontology annotation, molecular function: cupric reductase (NADH) activity; ferric-chelate reductase (NADPH) activity. Bases 1 to 1446 code for a protein of 481 amino acids. The record is from RefSeq and is a predicted model, not a curated record.
AUGACAGUGAGGAGCGCCAUGUAUGAGGAGGUGAUUCCUCAGAGCGUGUCCAGGAGUCCCCUGGGUGCAGCAGCUGUCCCUGAACAGGAGCUGCUGUGCAUCUUUGGGACAGGGGACUUGGGGCGCUCUCUGGGCCUGCGUCUGCUCCAGUCCGGAUACAGAGUGGUGUACGGAAGCCGCAGACCGCACAGCUGUGGCCCCCUGCCCGAGGGAGCUCAGGUGAUGAGCCAUGAUGCAGCAGCAAAGUCAGCCAGCCUGAUCUUCAUCUGUGUCCACAGAGAGCACUAUGGAUUCCUGGAAACUAUGGCUCCUCAGCUGGAAGGAAAGAAGGUGCUGGUGGAUCUCAGUAACAACUUGAAGAAAGGAAUGUACCCAGAAGCCAAUGCUGCCUACCUGCAGAGACUGGUCCCUGGAGCCGCUGUGGUGAAAGGCCUUAACACACUGUCUGCCUGGGCCCUGCAGAACGGACUGCUGGCAGGAAAACAGGUGUACCUGUGUGGAAACAGUGCAGAAGCUAAGCAGGCUGUGGGCGAGAUGGCCACGAAGCUGGGUCUUACUGUCGUGGACAAAGGGUCUCUGUCAGCAGCUGGAGAGCUGGAGGACUUCCCCUUACGCUUGUUCCAAGAAUGGAGGCUGCCAUUGUGCAUUGCCCUCGGCCUCAUUGCUUUCUUCUUCUUCUAUCUGCUCAUUAGAGAUGUCAUCUACGCAGCUGUCGAGCAGGAUAGAAAUAUCUCCUACAGAAUCAUGAUUUCUCUGGCCAACAAGGUGUUUCCAAUUGUAUCACUCGUCAUGUUGUCCCUGUGCUACCUGCCUGGAGUCAUUGCUGCCUUCCUUCAGCUCUACAGAGGGACCAAGUACAGGCGCUUUCCUGAUUGGCUGGACCGCUGGAUGCUGUGCAGGAAGCAGAUGGGUCUGGUUGCACUGGGCUUAGCUUUUCUCCAUGCUAUCUAUACAUUCAUCAUUCCUAUUCGCUAUGCUGUCAGACACAAACUCAUCUCGACGGUGGUGGAUGAGAUUGAUAAUAAAACCACUCCGUUUUUCUUUGAUAAUACCGAGGCAUGGGGCACGGACUCGUUCUACGUGCUGGGGAUCCUGGGCUUCUUUCUUUAUGUCCUGCUAGGACUAACAUCCCUGCCCUCUGUAGGAGGCACUCUCAGCUGGAGAGAGUUCAGCUUCAUUCAGUCCAAGCUUGGCCACCUGACCCUCUUCAUAUGCACAGCACAUGGGUACAUUUACGGCUGGAAAAAAUUUCUUAGCACUUCCACCUACAAAUGGUACACUCCUCCGGGCUACAUGCUGUGUCUGAUAGUUCCCUCUGUGGUGCUGGUGCUCAAGUUUCUGCUCCUCCUUCCCUGCCUAGACCGGACCCUAACCCGCAUCCGACAGGGCUGGGAGAGGACUCCACCUAGAGAAGAGAUGGUUAUGACAAAGGAAACUAAUUUAUAG